Messenger RNA from Cucurbita pepo subsp. pepo (vegetable marrow), 1646 nucleotides. Its product is annotated as trihelix transcription factor ASR3. NCBI's taxonomy places the organism in Eukaryota, Viridiplantae, Streptophyta, Magnoliopsida, Cucurbitales, Cucurbitaceae. The record is from RefSeq and is a predicted model, not a curated record.
GGCCAUUAAGCCCAAAUCCCAACCAAACCUUCCAUCCCUAAUCCUUUCUCUCUCCUCUUUCUCUCUCUCCGCCUUUAUUCUCUCUCUCUAUAUUACGGAGAGAGAUGGUCUGACAGACUGAACCCAAACGCCGUUACAGACCCCAGAGAACCCCGUUUACGCCUUCCCUAAACCAUCCUCCAAUAACUCACGUGCUCUUCUUCUUGACAAUAUUCUUAAUUUUAUUUUAUUUUUUAUAAAAUUUAUUUCUAUUUUUAUAUGGCUUUGCAGCAGCUUAGCCUCGGUCCAGCUCCCCUUGACGCCGUCACUAAUGGUGUUGACGUUCGGCCGAUGUCAAUUGACGGCGGAGACGACGCCACCAAAACACCCAGGCUUCCCCGGUGGACUCGCCAGGAGAUUCUUGUUCUUAUUCAGGGUAAGAAGGUUGCCGAGACAAGGGUUCGCGGCGGCCGGGCUGCUAGUCUUGCCUUUGGCUCUGCCCAGGUUGAACCCAAGUGGGCCUCUGUCUCCUCCUACUGUAAGAGGCAUGGGGUCAAUCGGGGUCCGGUCCAGUGCCGCAAGAGAUGGAGCAAUUUGGCUGGUGACUUCAAGAAGAUCAAGGAGUGGGAGUCCCAAAUUAGGGAAGAUACUGAAUCCUUUUGGGUCAUGAGGAACGAUUUGAGACGCGAGAGGAAAUUGCCAGGGUUUUUCGACAAGGAGGUUUAUGAUAUAUUGGAUUCCGGCCCAGCUCCUUCGCCAUCGCCGGCUCUGGCUCUCGCUCUUGCUCCUGCUCCGCCCCCCGCUCUCAAUUCCGAUGAGGUCAAGCCCGAUGCCGAGCCGGAGCACGUGUUCGACAGUUCUAAAAUAGCGACAGCGGACGACGGUUUGUUCUCCGAUUUCGAGCAGGACGAAACCAGCCGGAGCCCCAUGAAGGAAGUCGCCGGGAAGGAGGUUCCAGCACCGACGGCCGACGGGGCAAUUCCUGCUCCGACACCUUUAUCAGAGAAGCUGUACCAACCUGCUGCUCAAGAUUGUCCUGUCCAAGGCACAUCAAAUGACAGAGAAGCAGCAGCAGCAGCAAAUCCCGGGAUCGGAUCGACGUCAUCACAAGAGGGACGGAAACGAAAGCAUGUUGCAUUAGACGUGGACGAGGAAACCAUGGUGCAGAAUGAACUGAUUGGCAUCCUGGAAAAGAAUGGGAAACUGCUGAGUGCCCAACUGGAAGCUCAAAACAUGAACUUUGAGCUGGACCGGGAGCAGCGUAAGCACCACGCCGAUGGCUUAGUCGCAGUUCUUAACAAGCUCGCAGACGCUCUAGGGAGGAUUGCGGAUAAGCUGUAGGAAAAGAAAGAGAGAAAUCCAGAUGAGUAGAUGUACAUAACCAACAACAUUUUUCUCUCCUGGAGCAUGAUAGAGACACAUAAGAGAUAGAAGAAAUUGAUAGGAGGAAGGUUGAUGAAGAAGGAGGUUUCCUCUUGUGUCUGCCAUUUCUAGUUUCAGACUGCCUUUGUGACCAAUUAGUGGUGAGUUUAGUAGAAGUUAUAGAUAUCCCCAUACACAGAUAAGAAGAAGGAUAUACAAAAACUGAGAGAGUUCUACUUUUUAUACGGAUUCCAAUAUUUGUAAAUCUUAUUAUUUAUUUCCAUUUUUGGUUUUUCCCAAUCCAA